This is a messenger RNA of Corylus avellana, 2343 nucleotides long. Its product is annotated as growth-regulating factor 1. The record is from RefSeq and is a predicted model, not a curated record. Gene Ontology annotation, biological process: regulation of DNA-templated transcription; DNA-templated transcription; developmental process. NCBI's taxonomy places the organism in Eukaryota, Viridiplantae, Streptophyta, Magnoliopsida, Fagales, Betulaceae. Gene Ontology annotation, cellular component: nucleus. Gene Ontology annotation, molecular function: ATP binding.
UGCUUGGUCUGCUGCUCCGUUUCAAGUUUCAACUCUCUCUCUCUCUCUCUCUCUCUCUCCAAUUAUUUUCUCAGCCCUUUUAAAUACUCAGCUCAGCAAAGUACAAAGCCCACCCUCCAGAUGCGUUCCUCUGUCUCUCUUUCUUCUGUCUAUCGGAAGCUUAUCCUCCCUCCGGUUCAUGAACUCAUGCUUAAUUAGUAGAGUUAUUGUAGAUUGGUGGUAUCUCCAAAAUUAAAUGAAUUUUGGGGCGGGGGGUUUGGAGGGUUUGAUGUGGCCUGAGGGGGGAGGGGGAGCUUCUUCCAAGGUCUCAAACCCUGAAACCAAGCCAAAGGGUCUUGGAUCUGGGUUGGUGAAGCAAAAGAAGUCUGGGCCUCCUGAAGAUGACUGGAAGAGUUCAAAAAUUGCCAAAAGUGAAAGUCUUUCGGCCUACAAGACAAUGCCGUUGCACCAGGCCACUCCUUUGCUGAGAUCUAAUGCUUUAUCCACUGCUGAUACUCGGCAGCAAGAGCAUAUGCUGAGCUUCUCUUCGGUUAAACCAGAGGUUCCCUUUCUCAGGAAGGAUGGUGGGCUAGUAGAGAAAAGCACCCACAACUCAGUUUUUCCUUAUUACCAUCGCACACCUUCUGCUUACACUAGAAAUGUUGGAUAUGGUUCUGGAAGCUUGAAUGCAAGCAUGCAUGUGACCUUUGCUGGGGUUAGAGGACCAUUUACUCCAUCUCAGUGGAUUGAACUAGAGCAUCAGGCCUUGAUCUACAAGUACAUCACUUCAAAUGUGCCUGUGCCAUCCAAUUUGCUCAUCCCUCUUAGGAGAUCCCUCUACCCUUAUGGCUUGUCCGGCUCAACUGCUGGAUCCUUGCCUCACAAUUCAUUGGAGUGGGGCUCUUUCCAUCUGGGUUUCUCCGGCAAUGCUGAUCCUGAGCCUGGGAGGUGUCGUCGAACAGAUGGAAAGAAAUGGCGGUGCUCCAGAGACGCUGUUGCUGACCAGAAGUACUGUGAAAGACACAUAAACAGGGGCCGCCAUCGUUCAAGAAAGCCUGUGGAAGUGAUACAGACUGGCCAUGCCGUCACUGGGACCACUAAUCCGAAAGUGAUACCGAUGACUUCUGUGUCAUCAUCGGUAAUUCCUAGUGGUGGUGCAUCCAACAGCCUCACCAUCACGCAGCACCAGUUCAAGAACUUGCAGCCUGGUGGUGCUGCCAAUCCUUCUGCAGAUGCCCUUGUUGGCAGAAUGCAAGACCCACGGGGCCACUCUAUGAUGUCUUCCACGACCAGCCUGAAAUCUAAUGAAUCUACUUUUACCAUUUCAAAACCAGAGAUCCCAUUAGAAGAAUUAUCUCAGUCCUUGUUUGGACUAGUUUCUACUGAUUCCCUCCAUAAUCCUUCACUUAGGGCCUCUAGCAUAAAUUCAAAAAACUAUUGUUCGUUUCUAGACUUCAAUGAUCAGGAAACCCAAGACCAAAAUCCACUUUGCCAAUUUAUUGAUGACUGGCCAAAGGACCAAUCGAAUCGCUCAGUCAUUUCUUGGCCUGAAGAACUCAGAUCAGACUGUACCCAGCUCUCCAUGUCAAUACCUAUGGCCUCGGACUUUUCAUCAUCCUCAUCCUCACCAACAGAAGAUAAACUUUCGGUUUCACCUCUAAGGUUAUCUCGUGCAUUUGAGCCAAUUCAAAUGAACUUGGGGAUGAGCACUGAGCUUAUUGAACCGACCCAGAAUCAAACUAACUGGAUGCCAAUCUCUUGGGGUACUUCAGUGGGGGGUCCUUUAGGUGAGGUCUUGACCAACACCACAAACUCUGUAAAAGCCUGCAAGAACUCAUCAGCUCUUAACCUCUUGAUUCAAGGGUGGGAUGGCAGCCCUCAGUUGGGUUCUUCCCCCACCGGUGUCUUGCAAAAGGCGCCUUUCAGUUCACUCUCAAAUAGCAGUUCAGGCAGCAGCCCAGGAGCUGAGAACAAAAGGAGCCGUGAGGGAGCUAGUCUCUUUGACGAUGUGCUUGGUUCAACUCUCGCAAGUUCCUCAAUUCCAUCCCUGUAAAUCAAGGACAGACCUGGGCUAAAACAGGAUUGAGAUGGAGUUAACUAGUGAAGGAGAAUCGAGAUGCAUGAAGUAACUGUUUUUCAGAUGAAUAUCUUCUGUUUUUUCUUUUUCUUUUUCUUGUGGACGGUUAUUUUAAAGUAGGGACUUGGCUGAUUCUAGUUUCAAUAGGUAGGUGUUGACGACUUUGGCUGUUGAGGACUUGCUGUCAACUAUAGUUUUUGUUUUUGUUUUUUGGUUUUUUGGUUUUGGGUUAUUAAAAGCAACCUGUGCUGUUUUAAUGUCAGAUAUAAUAUGAGCUAUUUGGAUUU